AUGUGUACGACAUACAUCCAAGAAAGAACAGAGUUGAUCGAAGCCUUACACAAGGAUAGAAAGCUAUCUGACCUUCCCAAGAUUACUCAGCCCACAUUAAUCAUCCGGGGAGAACAUGAUCAGAUAUUCCCAUUGGAAUUGGCACACAGAUUGAAAAGGCUUUUGGGUGAAAAUGCAGAACUUGUGAUUAUAAAGAAAGCAGGACAUGCAAUCAACAUGGAGAAGCCCAAAAAGAUGUACAAACACUUGAAGUCAUUCUUUAUCAAUCCUCUCCCUCUGCCUAGGCAUGAAAAUAAUGGCAAUAGCCACAAGGAAGACUGA
Molecule: messenger RNA, 321 nt
Organism: Ilex paraguariensis (yerba mate)
Lineage: Eukaryota; Viridiplantae; Streptophyta; Magnoliopsida; Aquifoliales; Aquifoliaceae
Source: the annotation of a GenBank genome assembly